Messenger RNA from Salvia hispanica, 726 nucleotides. RefSeq lists its product as uncharacterized. The record is from RefSeq and is a predicted model, not a curated record. NCBI's taxonomy places the organism in Eukaryota, Viridiplantae, Streptophyta, Magnoliopsida, Lamiales, Lamiaceae.
UAUAUGAACAUCCCCAUCUCAUUAGAAAAGCAAUCAAACACUCCAAUUGAGAGAGAAAGGAAAAACAAAAUGUCUGUGAUCACCGAAGAAAUAAGAGCCGCCGCAUCAGAGAUGUACCGCGGGGACGAGAUCUGUCAGGAGAAAUCGAAAUUUCUCCUGACAGAAAUGGGGCUCCCGAACGGGCUCCUCCCGCUUCGGGACAUCGAAGAAGUCGGGUACAUCAAGGACACGGGGUUUGUGUGGCUGAUCCAGAAGAAGAAGUUCGACCACAAGUUCGAGAAGAUCGGGCGGCACGUGCAAUACGGGGCCGAGGUGACCGCCUACGUGGAGCAGAAGAAGAUCAAGAAGCUGACCGGCGUCAAGGCCAAGGAGAUGAUGAUCUGGCUCUCCAUCUGCGACAUCUACAUCGACGAUCCCCCCACCGGGAAGAUCACCUUCAAGAGCCCCACCGGCUUCUCCCGUUCCUUCCCUAUCGACGCCUUCGUUGUCCAAGACAAUAAGCCUCCCAUCAAGGACGCCGUUAACCUCGCCGCCAAGGCCGAUGCGGUUCAAGUCAAGGAGCUUUAAUUAGGCUCAUCUUCUCAUUAAUGUGUUACUAUCAUUUAUUUCAUCAAAGAGCUUUAUGUUGUUGUCUUUUGUUUUUCUUUUUUAAUUUGAUCCACCAGUGCUAAUCUCAUGUGUUUUAAAGGUUUAAGUGAGUUUUAAUCCUAAUAAUUUCUUUAUUUA